Closterium sp. NIES-65 is the source of this 879-nucleotide messenger RNA. The record is from the annotation of a GenBank genome assembly. NCBI's taxonomy places the organism in Eukaryota, Viridiplantae, Streptophyta, Zygnematophyceae, Desmidiales, Closteriaceae.
AUGGUAGUAGUGAGCAUCUGCCUCGCCAUCGAGCAGCAACAGAACAGGUGUGACAAGGACGGGGAAGGCGACGACGACGAGGAGGAGGAGGGCAGGGAGGAGGAAGACGACGACGACGAGGACAGGACGAGGAGCAGGAGCAGGAGCAGGAGCAGGAGCAGGAGCAGGGAGAAGGAGGAAGAGGAGAGGAAGAGGAGGAGGAGGAGGAGGCAGGAGGAGGAGGAGGAGGAGGAGGAGGAGGAGGGGAAGGAGGAGGAGGAGGAGGAAGAGGAGGAGGAGGAGGAAAAGGGAGGAGGAAGAGGGAGGAGGAGGAGGAGGAGGAGGAGGAGGAGGAGGAGGAGGAUGAGGAGGGAAAAGGAGGAGGAGGAGGAGGAGGAGGAGGAGGAGGAGGAGGAGGAGGAGGAGGAGGAGGAGGAGGAGGAGGAGGAGGAGGACCAUGACGACGACGAGGAGGAGAAAGACGAGGAGGACGAGGAGGAAGAGGAGGAGGUAGGAGGAGGAGGAGGAGGAGGAGAGGAGGAGGAGGAGGAGGAGGAGGAGGAGGAGGAGGAGGAGGAAGAGGAGGAGGAGGAGGAGGAGGAAAAGGAGGAGGAGGAGGAGGAGAGGAACUGUACUGGCACACCAGAGGAGCCGCGGUGUGGGUUCAGCCGCAAGGUGGUGGAUGCACUCACGUCAGAAGGGAACACCGAAGGAGACCCGGUGUGGGUUCAGCCGCAAGGUGGUGGAUGCAGUCGGUCAGACAUGGACUCAUCGCAUGUUUCCCCCCCCUCUUCCCCCCUUCUUCCCCCCCUCUUCCCCCCUUCUUCCCCCCCCUCUUCCCCCCCUCUUCCCCAUGGCUUGUCCUCACGGCCUUGCCUUGCUUUCCCCAGGGCACACUGA